ACGACAUACUAUGAACCAAUCAGCAGAAGUUCUGAUUGUAAACAGCUGUUUUAGUUUUGUAUCCAAAAUUUUCGAAUAUUUGUGAGUAAAAUUUCAAUUUCCAACAAGGAUAUCAACUGUUAAUAAAUAUCAACAAUGGCCGAUAUAGAUGGAGAAGAUCCAAAAGAGUAUCGCUGGGAAACCGGCUACGAGAAAACAUGGGAAGCUAUAAAAGAGGAUGAUGACGGGCUUUUGGAUGGCGCUAUUGCAGAGCUUAUUCAGAAAGCUAAGCGUAAACGUCAGGCACAAAAGACUCAACAAAACCGUUUGGGAAUGAUGCGGCAUCUUUAUAUUGUUUUGGAUUGCUCUGAGUCAAUGACCGUGCCAGAUUUGAAACCCACUCGAAUGUUAUGCACCAUUAAGCUUUUGGAAAUCUUUAUCGAGGAAUUUUUUGAUCAGAAUCCCAUCAGUCAGCUGGGUUUAAUUGUUUUGAAGGGCAAACGCGCCGAAAAACUUACGGAAUUAACGGGCACAUCAAAACUUCAUUUAAAGGCGCUCGAAGGUGCUGCUAAAAUUCCACUCACAAGUGAGCCUUCUUUGCAAAAUGGUCUUGACUUAGCAAUGAAAUCGUUAAAGGUUGUGCCCAGUCAUGCUUCCCGUGAAAUUCUCAUCAUUAUGGGUUCUUUAACAACAUGUGAUCCUGUUGACAUUAAUAGCACAAUCGAUGCUCUCAAAGCAGAUAACAUAAGAUGCUCAGUGAUAUCACUUUCUGCUGAAAUACAUGUUUGCCGUCAUUUAACUUCACAAACUCAAGGCUCUUAUGGUGCUGUUCUUGAUGACGCGCAUUAUCGUGAUCAAUUGUUAGCGCAUAUCGAUCCACCACCAGCAGCGCAAACACAAGAAAAUUCCUUAAUAAAAAUGGGGUUUCCACAUGCCAAGACCGAUGGUGGCAAGGAUCCACCACUUUCGAUGUGUAUGUGUCACAUAGAAAACACAGAAGAACCGAGCAAACUCACAUCCGGUGGCUACCAUUGCCCGCAAUGUUAUAGUAAAUACUGUGAAUUGCCAGUUGAAUGCCAGACAUGUGGCUUAACAUUGGUUUCAGCGCCACAUUUGGCUCGUUCCUAUCAUCAUCUCUUUCCAGUGCAACAUUUCACAGAGUUGGAAUUCAACGGGCAGGCGGCCAAUUGCUAUGCAUGCCAGAAACCUCUAACGGAAGCAGCGGAUAAAAACGUAUAUCGUUGUGAGAAGUGCACACAAGUUUAUUGCAUUGAUUGCGACAUAUUCAUUCAUGAGACCCUGCACACAUGCGUCGGUUGCAACACAGGCAAUCCACAUAGAAAAUAGAAAUAAUGUCGACAAAAUAUUUAAACAUUUACGUAUGUAAUUAAAAUAAAAACUUUUAAUGAUGAUAAUGGCAAAGCUAAA
This is a messenger RNA of Zeugodacus cucurbitae (melon fly), 1407 nucleotides long. It is a transcript of the gene Ssl1, whose product is annotated as general transcription factor IIH subunit 2. Gene Ontology annotation, molecular function: zinc ion binding. Lineage: Eukaryota; Metazoa; Arthropoda; Insecta; Diptera; Tephritidae. Gene Ontology annotation, biological process: nucleotide-excision repair; regulation of transcription by RNA polymerase II; DNA-templated transcription. The record is from RefSeq and is a predicted model, not a curated record. Bases 136 to 1326 code for a protein of 396 amino acids. The transcript is spliced from 4 exons. Gene Ontology annotation, cellular component: transcription factor TFIIH core complex; transcription factor TFIIH holo complex.